AUGGCGAACUCAAGAUUUGAGUACGUCAAGUCUUUCGAGCAGCCGGACGUGCUGCUCCCCAAUACGUGGAUUGUGGUCCGCAUUGAUGGACGAGGAUUUCACAAACUAUCUGAUCACUACGCUUUCGCGAAACCCAACGACCGCCGGGCACUGGAUUUGAUGAAUGCUGCGGCAGUUGAGGUCAUGAAAGAGCUUCCGGACCUAUGUAUCGCCUAUGGAGUCAGUGAUGAAUUCAGUUUUGUCUUCCACCCCAACUGCCAACUUUUUGAGCGACGUAAUGGAAAAUUAGUGACCACCAUUGUCUCUACGUUCACAGCACACUAUAUCUACAAGUGGAGCGAGUACUUCCCUGAAAGACCUCUUCUGCCACCGUUUCUGCCAUCUUUUGAUGGACGUGCAGUCAUCUACCCAAAUAACCGAAUUCUCCGCGAUUACAUGAGCUGGAGACAGGUCGACUGUCAUAUCAAUAACCUCUACAACACUACCUUCUGGGCAAUGGUGCUUCAAGGUGGAAUGAGCAACACAGACGCCGAGCAAGAGUUAAAGGGUACUGUGUCUGCAGACAAGAAUGAGAUUCUCUUCAAGCGGUUUGGAAUCAACUACAACAACGAGCUGGAGAUUUAUAAAAAGGGCACUGUUCUAUAUCGCCAGUUCGAGCUGGAGGAACCUAAGGCUAAUGUUUCAUCUGUGGAUGAUGACACGCCGGUGGUCGAGUCUAAGCUGUCAAGGUCACAGCAAGACAAGAUUCGCAAACUGCGCCGGAAAGCCCAGGUCGUGAUUGACCAUGUCGAUAUCAUCAAAGAUGAGUUCUGGGAGAAACGACCUUGGAUUCUAUCAGGUAAUCCUGGGAAAUUGCCAGCGUAG
Penicillium digitatum Pd1 is the source of this 864-nucleotide messenger RNA. Its product is annotated as tRNA guanylyltransferase. Gene Ontology annotation, biological process: tRNA modification. Lineage: Eukaryota; Fungi; Ascomycota; Eurotiomycetes; Eurotiales; Aspergillaceae. Gene Ontology annotation, molecular function: tRNA guanylyltransferase activity; magnesium ion binding. The record is from RefSeq and is a predicted model, not a curated record.